AUGCGCUUGCACCCGACAUUCUAUGUCGGGCGCCUUAAGGCUUACCUGCCGGCGGAUCUCCCUUUGGUCCUUCCUCACUCGUCUGUAUCGGCUCAAAGUCCGACACCCCCAGUCGACGAUGCUGCCGACGACUGGGACCAAGUCCUUCCCGAUGGCGUGCAGACUCGUUCUGCUGAGGCCCUCCAAAAGCGGCAGUAUCGAGUUGGCGAAGACGAUCCACCAACACCUGCUGCUCCCGUCAAGUCCUCUCAGCAGCCUCCGUCGCAGCCGCCGCACGAUCUUGAGCACUCUCGGCCAUCUCAUGAGCAUCUAGCAAGCCAUUCUUCGCCUCCUCAGUCUCAGCACGAAGGAAACGAAGCUCGUCACUCGACGGCACAGGCGCCCGAUUAUGAGAAUCGGCGCCCAACCCAAGAAGCCUUCCGUCGUGAUGCUCCUCCUCCCUUGGUGGAUGCAUCAUGUGUGCAACGCUGGAUUGUGGACCGUAUCGUCGGUCAUGAAGACCCCACGUCCCUCCCGCCAUACUACGAUAAGAAGUCGGCGAAAGCGACCGACGCUGCUGACUCCUUCCACGAUCCCGCGAACCGUAACGUGCGUGAAUUGGCGAUCGACGACGAUCCCCCGAGCGACUUCGAGGUUUACAAUGGGGCUCGGGAGCACUUGGAUACCUUGACGGUCGAGAGCGACUACGAGAACGACCUCGGUGGUCGUAAGACAAACGAUCUCGACUACGUGAACGCCUCCAUUGAUCGACAGGGCGGCAUUCCCCGUGCACACACCAUGUCGUCCCAUUCCUGCCGCAUUGGUCGCGGUCUCUCCAUGUGA
Molecule: messenger RNA, 822 nt
Organism: Peronospora matthiolae
Lineage: Eukaryota; Oomycota; Peronosporomycetes; Peronosporales; Peronosporaceae
Source: the annotation of a GenBank genome assembly